Messenger RNA from Archocentrus centrarchus (flier cichlid), 2583 nucleotides. Its product is annotated as GDP-L-fucose synthase. The transcript has 10 exons. Gene Ontology annotation, molecular function: GDP-L-fucose synthase activity. Gene Ontology annotation, biological process: nucleotide-sugar biosynthetic process. Lineage: Eukaryota; Metazoa; Chordata; Actinopteri; Cichliformes; Cichlidae. Bases 140 to 1117 code for a protein of 325 amino acids. The record is from RefSeq and is a predicted model, not a curated record.
UUGGUAUUCUCUGUGCAGCGUGUGAGCCACACUCCAGUCCGGUAGAUGGCGGUAAUACACUUUCAAACUUUGCCAACUGCGAAUAAAAUCAAGCGAUAGAGAGAAGACACCGGCUUGUGUGUUUUCAGCUCGCAAACAGAUGAACGAUAAGGACGAUCCCGCCGCCCCCAUGAGGGUGCUGGUGACCGGAGGAUCCGGCUUGGUGGGCGGGGCCAUCCAGCAUGUGGUGAAAGAAGAAGGAGGAGCCAAGAAGGGGGAGGAAUGGAUAUUUCUGUCCUCCAAAGAUGCUGACCUCAUGAAUAUGGACCAGACGAGGGCAGUAUUUGAGAAACAUCGGCCCACGCACGUCAUCCACCUGGCUGCUAUGGUUGGAGGGCUUUUCAAGAACAUGAAGUACAACCUGGACUUCUGGAGGAAAAACCUCUACAUCAACGACAAUGUGCUCCAGGCAGCGCACGAAGUGGGCACGGUCAAGGUUGUUUCCUGCCUGUCCACCUGCAUCUUUCCCGAUAAAACAACCUAUCCUAUUGACGAGACCAUGAUCCAUAACGGUCCACCUCAUGAGUCCAACUUUGGCUACGCCUAUGCAAAAAGGAUGAUCGAUGUCCACAACAGGGCGUAUUUCCAGCAGCAUGGACGUUGCUAUACAGCUGUGAUUCCCACUAAUGUGUUUGGCCCUCAUGACAACUUUAGCAUCGAGGAUGGUCAUGUGCUGCCAGGCCUCAUACAUAAAGCGUACCUCGCUCAAAAGGAGGGGAAGCCUUUGGUGGUCUGGGGCUCUGGCACGCCCAGAAGGCAGUUCAUCUACUCUUUGGACCUGGCUCGUCUCUUCCUCUGGGUCCUGAGGGAGUAUCCAGAGGUUGAGCCAAUCAUUCUCUCUGUUGGUGAAGAAGAUGAAGUGUCCAUCAAAGAAGCAUCAGAAGCAGUUGUUGAGGCGUUGGGCUUUAAAGGAGAAGUUGUGUAUGACACCAGUAAAGCAGACGGCCAGUUCAAAAAGACGGCCAGCAAUGCAAAGCUGCACCGCUACCUGCCAGACUUCACAUUCACCCCCUUCAAACAAGCUUUAAAGGAAACCUGUGAUUGGUUUGUUGCCAACUAUGACACAGCCCGGAAGUGAGGAGGCUGCCAAACGAGUUGGCUCCAGUUCUUUUGUUCCAUCACCAGAGAAGCUGAUGGUGAUGAGAGAUGGGGGGGAAAACAAAGUGUUUCACAAACACAAGGGUGUCGGUCAAUAACCUGUCAGUUUUAUUCUUACUGUUGUUCCUCUCUUCAUGCAGCACCAUGGUGUGUUAUGUUGUUGCGGGAUACGGGCUCCUUCUCCAUACGUGGGUUCACAAUUUAGCUGGGUUAACUCGUGGAUGAUUUGGCCGGACUCUGGUUUCACAGUUCUUGAAAGCUGAAAUGAUGCCACUCAACUAUGGUGUCAUUCUUGUGUGAAGAACUGGUUGUGAUCAUUGACUUUCUAGAAGAGAUGGAUGUAGCUUCCAGGGCUAAAAAGUGAAGCUAAUGCAGAAGUGCCUUAAAAUAGCAUUCUUCUUAAUGGCCAGUAGGGGGUGACUUCUGCAGUUGCAAAAAAGAGGCUCCUGUGAGCUCUCACCUCAGUAAAGAAUUUCCUGAUGAGGUGCAGCCCAGUGGUUAGUUUCAAGUCUUAGUGAUCAUAAACAUCAGGACUUCACGAACUACAGGCUAACGUCACAGUGACUAAGCCCAUCUUUUAUAAACUCUGAUUAGAAUCGGUUCGCUCAAGAUAACGUGAGCAUUUCAGGACUCUUUGCUUACAUUGAGCGGUGCCUCCUCACUCAGUAAGGAAUAAUACACACAUGAAAAUUAUUAGCAGCCUGCAUUAGGAGACAAAUUUGAGUUUCCUUUCACUGCAACAAAACAAUAAAAUGAAACGAAAAUUGCACCGAGAGGCCUGGUAACCUCACCUUAUCCUCAUCCCAUCAGCUCUGAGGAAGAGGUCCCCUCUUCUUCGGGUGAUUUCAGCUGGGUUUAUUCAUUUAUACCUCCUUCAUAUUUUCGUUUUACAGUACACACAUUCAUUGUGCUGUAACCUGUUAAGUUAAAGAAAAAUCUUUUGGAAUUUGACUAUUAUUGCUGAGUUUUAUAUUGUCCCUCACUAUAUUUUUUUUCUGGAUUACUUGGUCGUAUUUUUUCCCCCCAUUUUAACUUAAGUUGUUGAUCAUUUCCAGUAACACAAGGUUUCCAGCAGGAAGUACCACAAGAGUUCCCAGUCAUCCCAGAUUUAAUCCAGCUGUUCUGUUGUAAUUGUCUGCUCUACAACCUGUAUGUAGAAGUUUCAGUCACUUUGGGAGUGUUAAUUAUUUCAACUGGUAAACGGGUUAUUUCAGUCUUGAAUCCAGGUGCUGGCACAACACAUAAUCUCAGUAAUCAGCAAUAUGUCUGGUAUAAACUUUUCUCAGAAGUUCAGAAUUGUGUUGGAUUUUUUAUUGAAGGGUUCGGGAUUUGAAUGUUUAAAUUGUUAUUGAUGCAGUUUAUAUAAUUGAGGAUUGUUAUGUGAUCUGGUGGUUUGGAUGUUUUUGUUUUGAACUACUCAGAAUAAAACUUAGCACAAAAAGGAAA